GAAGAAAAAGAAAAGAAAAAAGAUAAAAUUAGCCAAGUUAGAAAAAAAGCCACACAAAAAGACCGUCCGGUGGUAGUAAUUUCCAACGAUAAGCAAAACAAAUAUAGCGAGGAUGUAAUCGUGGCUUUAAUUAGUUCGCAAUUAGAUAAGAUUUAUUAUUUUGAACCAGAAAUUGCUUUAAAAAAGAAAAGUAAAAUUUUGACUGACCAAAUUUUAACUAUUGAUAAGAGUAGGUUAGGAGAGAAAGUUGGUGCUUUAAAUUCAGAGGAAGUAAUGAAGUUAGAAAAGGCUUUGCAUGUGGUAUUGAGUUUGCGAUAUUGUCGUAGAAGUGGAUUUACUGCCGAGAGUUGGUUAUUGUUGCAGAAGUUGGCUAAAAAGGAAGGAGUUGCAGUUCAGCAAUUAUUAGAAAAGAUGGGGCAAAUAAUUAUUGAUAACACUCCUGAAUUUUUAGAAUUCUGUAAAAAAAGCAAUGGUUUGGUAUUUUUUGGUCCCAUAGGAAGUGGGAAGACGGCAAUUUUGGCUAUGCUGGCUAAUGAACUUCCCGGGGAGAAUAAGUAUGCUACUUUUCCUUGUCAGUUGCCUUGGGCGGAGAAGGGACAAUUAGAUUUUUCUUAUUCCCCUAGUCAGAGGUUAGGGGUAACUGAGACUAUUUUUUUGGAUGAGAUUAAUUUGUUGUUUAAAGGCAAUAUUGUGCAGGAUGUGCGAGAACGACAGAGGUUCCUGAUGCAUUUUAUAGCGUUAAGUAGACAUCAAGGGACGAGAUUAUUUGUUAAUGCUCAGAGGUUGGGUCAG
Molecule: messenger RNA, 792 nt
Organism: Racocetra persica
Lineage: Eukaryota; Fungi; Glomeromycota; Glomeromycetes; Diversisporales; Gigasporaceae
Source: the annotation of a GenBank genome assembly